Leguminivora glycinivorella is the source of this 758-nucleotide messenger RNA. RefSeq lists its product as uncharacterized. The transcript is spliced from 3 exons. Lineage: Eukaryota; Metazoa; Arthropoda; Insecta; Lepidoptera; Tortricidae. The record is from RefSeq and is a predicted model, not a curated record. The coding region runs from base 1 to 639 and encodes 212 amino acids.
AUGAGUAUACGAUCGUGUAUAGCUGUCCUAAUUGCCCUCCUUAAACUGUGCGUCUGUGAUGAACGCUAUGGUGGUGACCUCAAACAGAACGAGGCGAUGUGCGCACGAUUUGGAAUGAAUGCCCUAUUUGACCCCGAAUUGGUGCUGAAAACAAAAUGGAGGAUAUACUAUACUUGGAACUUGAGGUUGUCCUUUGGAUGCCUUGAUAUGACGUUUAAAACUGUUAAUCCGUUGAUUAUCAACCGCUUCUACUCAGACAUGAACAAGCAUUUGGAAACGCAGCCAGUGUGGGAGGCGGCUUCUCUGCUGGUCACCAUGGGCUAUUUUAACCAUCAGAUGCUGCUAUUCUCCGAGCCUGGACCUGCUGGAAAAUUUAUAGGGAUACCGAACAUCUCACAGCGAGCUAUCGAGAUGCUCCCGCACCCAGCCAGCGUGCCGCUCCUCAAGUUCCAGCUGAAGCUGAUCCGCGAUGGCAAGUUCCUCAUCAUGAUGGACUGCCACAUCGGCGCCGUGUCCCUCUCAGCACGGUACAGCGGGAAACCACCUACGGAAGAGGAGUUAGCGGAGGCGGUAGCGGAGGCGGGGUUGGGCGAGGGAUUCUCAGCGUGCAUGAAGGGGAAGAAACCUAUACAGUUCUAAGAUGGUCUCCGGAAACUUGCAGUACUAGUCAGUACUACCAAUGCGGGUUACAGCCUACUUAAUGGGUCGCUGUAUUAAUGGGUUUCAAAUUAUAUAUCUCACUAGGAACCGUAGUUAUG